Molecule: messenger RNA, 1393 nt
Organism: Epinephelus lanceolatus (giant grouper)
Lineage: Eukaryota; Metazoa; Chordata; Actinopteri; Perciformes; Serranidae
Gene: pabpn1l
Product: PABPN1 like, cytoplasmic
Biological process (GO): nuclear-transcribed mRNA catabolic process, deadenylation-dependent decay
Cellular component (GO): nucleus
Molecular function (GO): poly(A) binding
Source: RefSeq, a predicted model, not a curated record
CCUCUCACGUGCGCGCCUCUGUCAAUCAAUCCAGCGCGUCAUGAGUCUCAUUCACAGGUGAUAUCUAUUAGCGUACCUCAUAUGCUGUCAGGUGUCGCGUCCCCGGACCAUCACCCCGUUUGCCUUCCCGUGGGAGAUAUUUUUGCUGUGGCGGUUUUUGGCAAGCUGCGCUCGGCUUUGCAGAUGCCAUGUUUGAGCAGUGAGCAUGGCGGAAAAUCAUCUGGAGUACGGCUACCUGGAGGGCGAGUCCAUCGGAGAGCAUUUCGCCGAGGACCCGGAGCUGGCGGCCAUCAAGGCCAGAGUUCAGGAGCUGGAGAUGGAAGAAGAGACGGAGAGACUGAAAGAGGAGGAAGACAGGUGUGACGCGGUGGACAUGCAGCUCCUGACCAGCAGCCCCCGGCCUGGUGAGACAUCCCGUCCUUUCUACAACAUGACUCCUGAGGAGAGGAUAGACGCAGACAACAGAUCAGUCUACGUAGGAAAUGUAGACUAUGGAGCUACUGCAGAUGAGCUGGAGAUCCAUUUCAAUGGCUGUGGUCCUGUCAACCGAGUUACCAUCCUGUGUGACAGGUUCUCCGGGCAUCCCAAGGGCUUUGCUUACAUUGAAUUCUCUGAUCGAGACUCUGUGCAGAGUGCUAUUGGUCUGCAUGAGACUUUGUUCAGAGGAAGAGUCCUUAAGGUUUUGCCCAAGAGGACCAACAUGCCAGGAAUCAGCACCACAGACAGGGGAGGACACCGAGGUGGCCACACCCGAGGCAGAGGCCGUGGUUACCGUCCACCCCGCUACCAUAACAGCUCUCGAGGUAGGUUCCGGUACCAGUCCACCAGGCCGCAACAUCAAACACCCCACCCUUACUACGGCGGCCCUUCAGUGGGGAAGAGACAGUGGGGACACAUGGACUACCACGAACAGAUGCCUAAACGUUACCCAUGUCUUCUUCUCAUCACCCCGCCUUCAGAGGAGUUGGGCGCGGGAUCGAGUGGACAGCACUACCCUCAACAGCGCUAGCACCACCCACAGCAUACACACCACUCAAGUGGGUGACUAGAACUGUUAAUUUUAAAGAAGUGUUUCCAGGCAUUACUGAUUGAGUAUCAUGUGAGAGAACCAGGAUGGACAGAAGAGAUGACUUUCUAAAUUGCAUCCCUGCAGCAGUGCUUCAAGAGAUGUGAAGAAUGAAGACUGAGGUCAGGGGUGUUGCAUUAUAAGCUUAUGUUGCUGUGAAUGCAUGGGACAAUCCUCAAAUUGUUAUGCAGUUUCGUCUCUUACUGUUUUUACAAACUGAUGCGAAUGUAUUGUGUUGCUGCCUGCAAUGUAAUGUACAAAUCCUCCCUAUGUACAACUUAUAAGUUCUUUGCUAUGUAAGUGAAUAAAUAAAACAAUGAUCCGGUG